AGCCACGUGUGACCAAAUGCACCUGAAGCUCUUUGCAAGCCAAGGAGACUUGGAGGGGCUGCCUUCUCAAGAUCGAAGGCUCUACUUCCGGAGCUGAGCCUCAGGACCCACCUCCCAACAUGGCCACCCUAACCAGCAGUUCCACUUUGGACCCGGCCGACUCCGGCCUUUCCACCUCCCUCGCUUUGCCUCUUUUGGACGACAAACCCAAAGCGAAAAACCUCUUCCAGUUUGGCUCCCUCUUCCACGGCCGGAGCGAACGCUUCGUCAUUGCCCGGAGCGACAGCGUGCCGGAAGAGAACGUCCUAAAAAUCACCAUCACGGAGACUACGGUUAUUGAGUCGGACCUGGGCAUCUGGAGUUCUUACGCCCUCACCUACCUCACGCUGUGGUUCUUCUUCAGCUUUUGCACCCUUUUUCUGAAUAAGUACAUCUUGUCGCUGCUGGAAGGGGAACCGAGUAUGUUAGGCGCCGUUCAGAUGCUCUCCACCACCUUCAUUGGCUGCGUCAAAAUGUUUGUGCCCUGUUGUCUUUACCAGCACAAAAGCCGUCUCUCCUAUCCUUCCAAUUUCAUCAUGAUUAUGCUUUUCGUUGGCUUGAUGCGAUUUGCGACUGUGGUUUUGGGGCUCGUCAGCUUGAAGAACGUGGCUGUUUCUUUUGCCGAGACAGUGAAAAGCUCAGCACCCAUUUUUACCGUUAUUAUGUCCCGCAUGAUUUUAGGAGAAUACACCGGGCUGUUUGUGAACCUGUCUCUGGUCCCCGUGAUGGGCGGGCUGGCCUUGUGUACUGCAACCGAGCUGAGUUUCAACAUCCUCGGCUUCUCGGCAGCUUUGUCGACAAAUAUUAUGGACUGCUUGCAGAAUGUUUUCUCCAAAAAGCUGCUGAGUGGGGACAAAUACCGUUUCUCUGCUCCCGAGCUUCAGUUCUACACUAGCGCAGCUGCUGUGAUCAUGCUUAUCCCUGCCUGGGUCUUUUUCAUGGAUAUGCCGGUGAUUGGGAAAAGCGGGCGGAGUUUCCAGUACAACCAGGACAUCGUGGUGCUGCUUCUGAUGGAUGGAGUGCUGUUCCACCUCCAAAGUGUCACCGCUUAUGCCUUGAUGGGGAAGAUUUCCCCCGUAACUUUCAGUGUUGCCAGCACGGUGAAGCACGCCUUGUCCAUUUGGCUCAGCAUCAUUGUCUUUGGGAACAAGAUCACCAGCCUUUCGGCCAUCGGGACAGUCCUGGUGAUCAUCGGGGUCCUGCUGUACAACAGGGCCAAGCAGCACCAGCAGGAAAUCCUCCAGAACCUGGUGGGAGCAGCCCCAGCCCCCCAACUCUCUCCAACAAUCAAUGACGACGCUGAGCCUCUCCUCUCCAAAGACCCCCAUCCGUUCGAAUGAGACCUCCGCCUGCACCUCGGCCUUAACUUUGCUACGUGGAAGUUUAGACGAACGAUGUUUUCCUUUCGAAGCCCCCGGUACCCUCCCCCUGAAGGCCCAUCCUGCACGCCAGGCAGGGCGUGCUGUGACCAGAAAAACGGGCGCAAAGACCAGGUGAGAAUCACAAGCAUCGGAUGGAAGAGCUCUUCCCAAGACUUUACUCUCUGCCACCCAUCAUAUUCAAAGUCACUUUUGGUCCGUCCUCCACCGGACCGACGUGAAAUCCAGCCAGGUUUGCCCUCCGCCCAAGGUUACAAAACCCAGAGACUUCUUUGCCUGCGCACAGGAAGGGAA
Protobothrops mucrosquamatus (brown spotted pit viper) is the source of this 1712-nucleotide messenger RNA. RefSeq names its product solute carrier family 35 member E2A-like. The transcript has 8 exons. Gene Ontology annotation, molecular function: antiporter activity. NCBI's taxonomy places the organism in Eukaryota, Metazoa, Chordata, Lepidosauria, Squamata, Viperidae. Bases 120 to 1379 code for a protein of 419 amino acids. Gene Ontology annotation, cellular component: Golgi apparatus. The record is from RefSeq and is a predicted model, not a curated record.